Gilbertella persicaria is the source of this 2480-nucleotide messenger RNA. RefSeq names its product translation initiation factor IF-2. Gene Ontology annotation, biological process: translational initiation. Gene Ontology annotation, molecular function: translation initiation factor activity; GTPase activity; GTP binding. Bases 314 to 2239 code for a protein of 641 amino acids. The record is from RefSeq and is a predicted model, not a curated record. The transcript has 8 exons. Lineage: Eukaryota; Fungi; Mucoromycota; Mucoromycetes; Mucorales; Choanephoraceae.
ACGACCAGAGUCAGCAAAACGACCCGAACAAGGCAGACCCAAGAAACCCGUCGCACCCAAAAGAGACUGGACUCGACCUGUGGACCAACACCUAGAAAAGCAUGCUGGCGAGACACCUAAACAGCACGAGCGUCACGUCAAUAAGUUUGCUAAACAGCCACCCAGGAAAUCAGAGACUCAAGCACAAAAGAGAGAACGAAAGAAACGAGAGGAAGAAUUGGCUGCUUUGGCUCGAGAGGAAGAAAAAGAACGCCAUCAGAUUGAAGCCAGAAAGGCAAAGCAAAAGGCAAAAGAACAAGCAGCCAGUCAUCAUAUGAAAGAUGUCUAUGUUCCUGAAAUCAUCAAUGUUGCCAAUCUGUCAAGAGUAUUGGGUAUUCGAAUGGAGCAAUUGAUCAGAACCAUGGAAGAAUUAGAAAUGGGUAGUACUUCUCAUGAUCGCAUGUUAAAUGCUGAUGAAUCUAGCUUAAUUGCUAUGCAGCUGGAUAUGAAUCCAAUUGUUGAUUCCAGACAAUCUCUUGACUUAUAUCCAAGAUCUGCGCUAGUGGAUCCCAGCUUACUAAUGGACCGACCUCCUAUUGUUACUAUUAUGGGACACGUCGAUCAUGGCAAGACAACUCUAUUAGACACACUUCGUAAAACAUCAGUAGCAGCAGGAGAAGCAGGCGGUAUUACGCAACACAUUGGUGCAUUUUCAGUACAAUUACCUUCUCGCAAGACAAUUACCUUUUUAGAUACACCCGGCCAUGCUGCCUUUUCUGCCAUGCGUCAAAGAGGGGCCCAGGUCACGGAUAUUGUUGUCUUGGUUGUUGCUGCGGAUGAUGGUGUGAUGCCUCAAACCCAAGAAGCCAUUCAACACGCACAUGCUGCUAAUGUACCUAUUGUCGUGGCCAUCAACAAAUGCGAUAAACCAGGUGUCGAUACCUCUAAAGUCAAACAAGAAUUAGCUCGUUAUAACGUCCAUUUAGAAGAAAUCGGUGGCGAUGUUCCUUGUGUUGAAGUGUCUGGCUUAACAGGCAAAAAUCUAGAUCAAUUAGAAGAAACCAUCAUUACUUUAUCUGAAAUUCUUGAAUUAAAGGCUGAAAGAACGCAUGGUGCAGAAGGUGUGGUCAUUGAAUCUCAAAUUGAAAAAGGAAGAGGCAAUGUGGCUACCGUGCUUGUUCAACGAGGUACAUUGAAACCUGGUUCUGUUGUUGUAGCUGGCCAAACAUGGUGCAAAGUCCGUUCCAUGACUGAUUAUCAGGGUAAAGUGGUCAAAGAGGCUACACCUGGUAUGCCAGUAAAAGUGAUUGGAUGGAAAGAUGUUCCUAGUGCAGGUGACGAAAUGCUGACUGCUAAAGACGAGAACUUGGCCAAAACUGUUGUUGAGAACCGCGUUGCACGACACCAAAGAGAUCAACAGCUGCGUGAUCUAGAAGUGAUUAACGAUAAGCGUAGACAACAAAGAGAACAACUAGAGCAGGAACGUAUGGCAGAAAAGGCUUACAAGAAAGAAAUGUACAUGUAUCAACGUGGUUUAGUGGACACAUUACCCGACUCCUUAAACAAAAGGUUGCAUGCGAUCCAGAGUAGUCUGCAAGAAGAAAAGGGAGAGCAAGAAUUACAACAAGAUAAUAUGCUUGAAUUACGUGCUGUAGUCAAAGGUGAUGUAAGUGGUACAGUGGAAGCUGUUGUCGAUUGUCUAUCAGGUCUUCAAAAUAAGCAAAUUAGAGUUAAAGUAGUACAUAGUGCUGUAGGCAACAUCACUGAAGGUGAUGUGCAACUCGCUGCUGCUUGUGAGGGCCAAGUCAUCGGAUUUAAUGUACGAGCUGAUAAGCGUAUCCAAGCCGAGGCUGCCAAGAUCGGAGUCCCUGUGAAGUCGUACUCGAUUAUUUAUAAGCUUCUAGAAGAUGUCAAGGAUGAAUUGAGUGAUAUGUUGCCACCUAUUGUGUCUACUCAAGUAGUUGGUGAAGCAGCUCUAUUACAAGUAUUCGAUAUCAAUACAAAAGGAAGAGAAACACGCCCAGUGGCUGGCUGCAGAGUCACAAAUGGUUCAAUUCAUAAGAAUGGCCGUGUGCGAGUAGUGCGUAAUAAAGAGAUUGUUUGGGAAGGUGAAUUAGAGGCACUUCGUCAAGUCAAGAAAGACAUCACAGAAGCCAAGAAAGGAUUAGAGUGUGGUAUGUCGUUUGAAGGAUUCACAGAUUUCCAGCCCGGUGAUGUUAUCCAAAGUGUACAGACGAUUGAAACCAAGCAAAAAUUAUAGAGAUCUGGCCUUUAUUUAGAAAAAGGAAAUGAAUGCGUAUGCCAAAUAAAGAUGCUUGUUUUUAAGCCUCAGAUUGAGAUACCGGGGAAGUAGCAUGGUCUCAGGUGCUCAGCCUGCAUUUUCUUUGAUUGGCUGCCUUUGUGCUAAAUUUAUCCGUCUCCCCUUUUUUCUAAACAGAAAAAAAAAAAGUAUAUAAAUACACUUUUUAAUUAUUUUUUUUAUUCUGUACUUUCUCUCUUUU